Messenger RNA from Nicotiana attenuata, 1423 nucleotides. RefSeq lists its product as uncharacterized. The record is from RefSeq and is a predicted model, not a curated record. The transcript has 3 exons. NCBI's taxonomy places the organism in Eukaryota, Viridiplantae, Streptophyta, Magnoliopsida, Solanales, Solanaceae. The coding region runs from base 1 to 1269 and encodes 422 amino acids.
AUGGAUAACAUAUUGGUAGGUGAUCAAGGCGGGAGUAGCAUGUUGAGGGACUAUAGAAAAGGGAAUUGGACAGUACAAGAAACUAUGGUACUUAUAGAAGCAAAGAAAAUGGACGAUGAAAGGAGAAAUAGAAGGCAAGGGGAUAUUAGUGAAAGGGGAAAACCAACAGAGCUAAGAUGGAAAUGGGUUGAAGACUAUUGUUGGAGAAAUGGUUGUUUGAGGAGCCAAAACCAGUGUAAUGACAAAUGGGAUAAUCUCAUGAGAGAUUUCAAGAAAGUUAGAGAAUAUGAAAGAAGAGAGGCUGAGAAAGCAGCAGAAGGUGGAGAAGAAAUUAUGAGAUCUUAUUGGAAGAUUGAGAAGAAUGAAAGGAAAGAAAAAAGUUUGCCUACUAAUAUGUUGCCUCAGAUUUAUGAGGCAUUAGUUGAAGUUGUGGACAGAAAAGGCCAAAGAUUUUUGCCUGCUUCGAAUUCUUUGCCUCCUACAUUGCAACAACAAUCAACUCAACCUCAAAUUACACCUUUGCCACUUCCACCACUACCAUUACCACCACCACCAACAGUAGUAGCACAAACAGCAGCUCAUCAACUUUCUGAUGUUGCUUACACUGGUCAAUAUCCUUUUCCCACAAUUCACCAGCCAAGAAAAGAAAGAAUGAGUGGUGAAGGAACCAGUAGUGGCACAGCAAAAGGUAACAUUAACAACUCAUCACAAGAAGUUGGCUCUGCUAUCUCCAAAAGUGCUGCUAUUAUAGCAGAAGCAAUUCAGUCUUGUGAAGAGAGAGAAGAGAGAAGGCACAGAGAACUCCGUAUUCAGCCAUGUUAUUGUGACAUUUCAUUUAUCCAAUAUUUACUACACUAUAUUAUAUUAAUGGAGUUUCAUUUACUCUAUGUUUAUGUAUUGGAGAUGUGUGAUAGCUCAGAUCCUGAUACAAGUGAUCAUCGUUCAGAUUCACCAGCCAAGAAAAGAAGAAUGAGUGGUGAAGGAACCAGUAGUGGCACAGCAAAAGGUAACAUUAACAACUCAUCACAAGAAGUUGGCUCUGCUAUCUCCAAAAGUGCUGCUAUUAUAGCAGAAGCAAUUCAGUCUUGUGAAGAGAGAGAAGAGAGAAGGCACAGAGAACUCUUAACUUUGCAUGAGAGAAGGCUGCAAAUUGAGGAGUCAAACGCUGAGAUCAAUAGGGAAGGAAUCAAUGGACUUGUGGAUUCUAUCAAUAAACUUGCUAAUUCCAUCCUUGCUUUGGCUGGUAACAAGAAUCAAUCAGCUCCCUAAAUUAUGUAGCUAUAUUGUCAUUAAUUCUUCUUACUCAUUUGGUGAAGAAGUACUUUAGGAAAAUAUAACAAGAGAGACUAUAAUUAUUAAAUUCCAAUUGAUUGUACAGUGCUGAUGAAUAUUUGAUUAUGGUCAUCAUGUAUCUUUGCUAAUC